This is a messenger RNA of Gopherus flavomarginatus (Mexican gopher tortoise), 3264 nucleotides long. It is a transcript of the gene MYADML2, whose product is annotated as myeloid associated differentiation marker like 2. Gene Ontology annotation, cellular component: membrane. Bases 354 to 1262 code for a protein of 302 amino acids. The record is from RefSeq and is a predicted model, not a curated record. Lineage: Eukaryota; Metazoa; Chordata; Testudines; Testudinidae. The transcript has a single exon.
CAGUACUAAAGCAGAGAGCUACAGCUGCAGAGCUAAAACGGAAUAAAAUGUCAACCACCAAGGAGAAAGUGAUCGUGCUAGAGACUGAAAGAAGAGACAGUGAAAAGGCAAAAUAAGAGACAAUCUUCACAGUUCCUGCCUGGUACUGCUGGAUUAACUGAUCUUCAUAGCUCUUUGAUACCUGCAACCUGAAAGCAGAACCAGUCAAUAAUCUUACUACAGAAAAUGAAGCUAUUCUGAGAGAUUGCCAGAAAUGCACGCUCAGCAAAGAUUCUGGUAGAGGGAUAGAGAACUGAGCUAACCUGAAAGGAAGCUUUACGGUCUCCAACUGCCUUGUUACCUGCUCUGAUCAGAUGAUGGAGAGCUCAGGAGGGCCAUAUCUGAACACAGCAGCAGUGGCAUCCCCGGUGGGAGUAGCUCGUUUGCUGCAGGUGGCAUUUGGAUGUACUACGUUCAGCCUGGUGGCCCAUCAGGGGGGAUUCAGUGCAGCCUAUGGCACCUUCUGCAUGUUCGUAUGGUGUUUCUGUUUUGCUGUCACCAUCUUUAUAAUAACCUGUGAGUUCACUCAUCUCCACAGCUGCCUGAGCAUCUCCUGGGGAAAUUUCACAGCUGCCUUUGCCAUGCUGGCCACACUCAUGUCCAUCACGGCGGCUGUGAUCUACUCGCUCUAUUUUGCCCAGUUUGGCUGUUAUUCCAUCAGUUGCAAGGUGAGAGAUUUCCGCAUAGCAGCCAGUGUCUUUGCAGGGCUCCUGUUCAUUGCUUAUGCUGUGGAGGUGUUUCUAACCAGAGCCAAGCCAGGACAGGUGACCAGCUACAUGGCCACAGUAUCUGGUCUCUUGAAAAUUGUCCAGGCCUUCGUGGCCUGCAUCAUAUUUGGGGCACUGGUAAAUGACAAUCAGUACAGCAAUUAUGUGGCUACACAAUGGUGUGUGGCUGUCUAUAGCUUCUGCUUUGUGGUGACAGUGGUGGUAGUGGCCUUCAAUGUCACAGGAAGGACAGCAAUGCUGCGGUGCCCCUUUGAGCGUUUCGUGGUCAUUUACACAUUUGUGGCCAUCCUCAUGUAUGUGAGUGCAGCAGUGAUCUGGCCGGUGUUCUGCUUUGAUAGUAAGUAUGGGUCCCCAUGGCGCCCCUACCAGUGCUCCCAGGGCAAAUGCCCCUGGGACAGCCAGCUGGUGAUUGCUAUAUUUACUUAUGUGAACCUGGUGCUUUACACUGUGGACUUGGCAUACUCCCAACGCAUCCGCUUUGUCUCACACCUUUAAACUCCAGUGCUGCCUCUGCAAAGCCAUAGGGCUCAAGCAACAACAGAGUCGGGAAUCAGUUGGAGACAGGUCAUAAAAAGUAGCUGCUGAGCCAGACACACUAAUAAAUGAAACAAACUUCAAGAUUAAUACAAGACUAGUAAAUGAACAAUCUGUAAUGGGUGGGCAGCAGAUGAGUUGGGAAAGAAGACAACAACCUUUCUUACCCCUCAACAUUUGCUUCAUCCCUUCUGUAUAGGGAAAACGAAUAAGACAGCAAACUGGAUAGUAUCCCAGCAUCUCCACCAAACAUGAACAUCUGCUGCAAGAGUGGCUCUGUAUGCCACUGGAUUAUCAGGCCAAAUAUUAAGCAGGGAUCAGUGAGGUCUUGGGACUGCUACCAGCACUGAACUCUAACCUAGAAGUGACUGUAUCCAGGGAAGACUGAGGAGUUCAGAGACAGCACCAGCUCUAGAACAGAAUGAGGAUCCUUCAAAAUCCCAGACAUUUGAUGUUAUUUCUGUUAUGGUGAGAUAUUCAUUGCUUGUAAAUAUGGGAGGUUCUAGCCAAAAUAGGUCUGAAGAAGAAAAAUAUUACAGCAGUUACGCUGAUUAGAAGACUAGGAGGCCCCUCACUUGCCCACACAUAGUGUGGAAUAAGCAUAGUCUUGUGUAUGUGCCAGGUUGGAAAGGUUAGGGAUAUUCUUGUUAAAGAUAUUCUGAGCCAUUACAGAUGCUCAGCCUCAUGGGGGAGAGGGGGAAAUGCUUACAUUGUUAAUGGAUCUAGCCAAUCUUCUCAGACCAGAUUAAAUUUCAGGACCUCCUAACUCUCUGUGCCCACCUAACUGUCCUUUGCUUUACCUGCCAGCUGCACAGCCACCUCCCUAAUUCUUCUUCAGCAAACACCCUCUCUGGUCUCCUAUAGCAUGGCUCAGGAUUUCAGGAUUAUUCCCAAUGGAAAUUGCUCUUCAUCCUAGGGAAUUCCCAAUCCAGCAAGAAACCAAAGCAGUUUGUUUUUAUUCAGAUACUUGUACAGAAUGUGUGUGAAUCUAAUAGGUCAGAUUAGAAAACGCAAAUAAAAAUGACACAUUGUCAAAAGUAACUGUGUUUAAUUUGAAAUAAAGCCAUAUAGUAACCUUACAAUGCACACACCCACACAGAUCCAUACAUUCCCACCUUCCCCUCCCUAGAUACAGCCUCUCCAACUUCACCUUUCCCACCAAAAAUACACCAGCAGACACUCCUCUUCUAUCCCCCCACCCCAAAAAAAUCCCACCUUAUCUUCCCCAGACAGCCCCCCCCCCCAACACAGAUUUCCACACAUACCUCCCCCCUGGAAAAGCACAGCCUAUGGUUUAUUUUUAAUGUAUAAAGUGUGUGCUAUCUAACAUGACUCAGGAUGGGAGUACAAAAUCUAAUAGUUAAGUCCACUGAGCACCAUGUUCUGCACGAGGGUCUCUAAAGAUCCCAGCUGUUCUCUCUCUCAGAAGAAGGUGCAAUCUGGAAGGAAGGAACCAUUUCACAGUAUCUCAAUAUAGAUCAUGGAGUUUGGGCAGCUAAAGAAAAACUAUAUGGGAGAUAUUGGGUGAUUCUGCAGCUCUCUCUCCAGGUUAGAAGCAAACAUUUUGGCUAUGAACCCCAGGGACAAGCUUUAUCAAGCCCAAGAGAGAGAGCUGCUCCCACAGUCAAACAAGAAAAUGCAUGAAAGACCUUUCCCAAGAGGGUUUUCACCACACUAGGGAGCAGUAGACAAAAGCCUGACAGGGUAUUUUCCUCCUGCAUGGAUUCCCAGCUUGGACUGGAGCUCUAAAAGGGAGUGAGUGGCUCUAUUGGAAGGCAUCCAACUACAUGGAGCCAGCCAGCUCAAUGGGACAGUAGUAAUAGAAAGAGACCAAAACUAUGUAGCGUGGUACUCGAUAAUUAAGGGUGUUUUAUGGAUUGCAUUAAUAAACAUUGACUGUGGAAGUGCAUUUAUCUCUCUUAAUCAAAAGUGGACAAAAGUAGUCAUGGUACAUAACUAUUCA